Mangifera indica (mango) is the source of this 1153-nucleotide messenger RNA. RefSeq names its product pentatricopeptide repeat-containing protein At1g30610, chloroplastic-like. Gene Ontology annotation, molecular function: protein binding. Lineage: Eukaryota; Viridiplantae; Streptophyta; Magnoliopsida; Sapindales; Anacardiaceae. The record is from RefSeq and is a predicted model, not a curated record. Gene Ontology annotation, cellular component: chloroplast. The transcript has 3 exons. The coding region runs from base 286 to 636 and encodes 116 amino acids. Gene Ontology annotation, biological process: chloroplast organization.
GAUUUAGGGAGGUGUCCAACGCCUCAAAUGGCAAGAAAAUGGGAGGCUCCGAACGCCUCGAACUGGAAUUGUGGAUUCAGCUGCUCUUUAUUAUGACCUUGCAAGAUGUCUUUGUAGUGCUGGAAGGUGCCAAGAAGCACUAAUGCAGAUAGAGAAGAUAUGUACGGUGGCAAACAAGCCUUUGGUGGUAACUUAUACUGGAUUAAUUCAAGCUUGUUUGGACUCUGGGAACAUUGAAAAUGCUGCUGAGAUAUUCAACCAAAUGAAGGAUUUCCUUGCAAAAUAAUGCUGAAAGCUUAUCUGGAAAAUGGUUUCUUUGAGGAAGCAAAGAAGCUCUUCCAGCAGAUGUCUGAAGAUAGCAGCCAUCAUAGCCGGGAAACUGAUAACAGGGAUCUACUGGUACCAGAUGUCUACACAUUCAACACCAUGUUAGGUGCAUGCAUUGUGGAGAAGAGAUGGGAUGACCUUGAGCAUGUAUAUAAAACAAUGCUGCAGCAUGGAUUCCAUUUCAAUGCAAAACGCCGUGUCCGAAUGAUAUUGGAUGCUUCAAGAGCUGGAAGGGUAGAGCUACUGGAAACAACUUGGAAGCACCUUGCACAGGCGAACCAGGUACCCCCACCUCCUCUCAUCAAGUAAACUUCCAUCUAAAAUAAGAAUCCUCUGUCAUUUGCUUCCACAUAAUUGGACUGCAAGAUGCCCGCAAUGAGACCAUCACCAAAUCCUCUUAUAUGGGGAUAAACUUCACCUGCAGGUUAGGAAGCACAAAAAUGCACCCCAUGUGCAUUUCUAAGUCUUUGAAGCACCCCAAAAUUGGUAUGAAAUGUUUCGAGGAAAAUUAAAAAAAUUUGAAACACAUUUUAUAAAAAGAAAUUAUUUUUUUUAUUUUUUAAUCUAUUUCAUGUUUACUCUCAAUUUCAAACCUUAACUCUGAUUUCAUUUCCUCUUCUCUUCGGCAUAUGAAGCUUCCCUCCUCUCCAGCGCGUUUAAACUCAUCUCCUAUCUAUUUCCAACUUUGCCAACUAUCAGUGAAUAUUUGAAAAAUUGGUUUUAUCAGGAUAUAUACUGUUUAUUUGGUUGUUGGUUAAUACGCCAAGUUUGUUGAGUGUAUACCUUACUGUAACUAAAAAGUUAUUGUAUUUUUUCUAUUUUUUAA